Molecule: messenger RNA, 1149 nt
Organism: Drosophila ficusphila
Lineage: Eukaryota; Metazoa; Arthropoda; Insecta; Diptera; Drosophilidae
Product: TIP41-like protein
Exons: 4
Coding region: 241-1059 (272 amino acids)
Biological process (GO): TOR signaling
Cellular component (GO): cytosol
Source: RefSeq, a predicted model, not a curated record
UUACUUUUAAGAAAGCAGUUGAAUUUAUACUGAAAAAUUUAUAUAAAGUUUUUAUUUGAAAGGCAAUAUUAGCUUGUGUCCUUGAGCUUCAGCGUUUAUCGAUAACACCAUCGGCCGCUUACCAUCGCUAACAUAAUAACAAAGUGCAAUCUGCAGCGGAAUUCGCGGAAUAAAUGAUAAGUUUUGAGCCCGAUUUAAGUUUCUAAAAGUUGUUCCAGCACAUUGUGGUAAAUCCGAGUGAUGGCGAACGAGCAGUGCUUUGUGCCCCGGUUGCCGGUGGACAGGGAGGAGAUCCAGUUCCACGACUGGCGCAUCAGCUAUGAGAAGUCGCACAUCUUAAAGAGCAGCUGCAAACUGGGCACUGCCGAAUGCUGCCCGAAGGACGCCCCCGAAGUCUGCGACCUCUGCCACUACCAGCAGUCCCUGGAGCUGCCCCACCUGCCCGACAUGGUCUUCCACAAGAACCGGCUGCUGCUGAAGCACAAGAACGGCGCCGUCCUCGAGUUCCGGCCCAUGGACGCUCUGGCCCUGGUGGACAACGGCAAGCAGCCACUGGAGGUGGCCUGCGCCCAAGAAUGGCGCGAAACGCGAUCCGAGCAAACGCGGGAGGAGAAGUUUAAGCCCUUCGACUGGACGUUCACGUCCACUUAUCAAGGAACCAUGAACGACAAGGUGCGAUCGGAGAGCACGGAACAGACUCUGAACAAGUUCAAACUGAUGCAGCGUGAGAACAUCAUCUUCUACCACGAUCUGACCCUUUUUGAGGAUGAACUGCACGACCACGGCAUUUCUGUGAUGAGCGUGCGUAUUCGCGUAAUGCCCUCUGGUUUCUUUGUACUUCUGCGACAUUUCCUGCGAGUGGACAACGUACUCAUCCGCAUGCACGACACUCGCUUCCACCACGAGAUCGAGAACGACUACAUCCUGAAGGAGUAUAUACACCGUGAGGCGCCCUGCACAGAUCUCCAGAACUCCGUGGCCUUUUGGACCAACCCCGAUGAAAUGCAAAGCUUUCUGCCCGUAAAGACCAAGGAGCUGCACAAGCUAUUCUUUACGUAGGUUCUUUUUAACUAUGCUGCUAUGUGCGUUUAUUUAUUGCCAACCAGUGUGCGCAUGCGCAGACAUUAAACGUGAUUUUCAUAAAAGGCA